AUGGCGAUGCGGGAGCUGGUGGAGGCGGAAGGCGGGGGUGCCAACCCGUUCAUGAAGCUGGCCGGGCACUUCACCCAGGACAAGGCCUUUCGGCAGGAGGGGUUGAGGCCUGGCCCAUGGCCCCCAGGAGCCCCAGCCUCGGAGGCGGUCUCUAAGCCUUUGGGGGUAGCUUCUGAAGAUGAGUUGGUGGCCGAAUUCCUCCAGGACCAGAAUGCACCACUUGUAUCCCGUGCCCCUCAGACCUUCAAGAUGGAUGACCUCCUGGCAGAGAUGCAGGAGAUUGAACAGUCAAACUUCCGCCAGGCUCCCCAGAGAGCCAGGCACCCCAGAGAGCCCCCUGGUGUGGCAGACUUGGCCUUGUUGGAGAACUGGGCCCAGGAGUUCCUUGCAGCUGGAGAUGCUGUGGAUGUAACUCAGGAUGACAAUGAGACUGACUGGUCCCAAGAGUUCAUCUCUGAAGUUACAGACCCUUUGUCUGUGUCCCCGGCCCGCUGGGCUGAGGAAUAUCUGGAGCAGUCAGAGGAGAAGCUGUGGCUGGGAGAAGCAGAGGGAACAGCUGCCACUCAUCGCUGGUAUGGUGAAUACCCGCCUGAGGAGGACCUGCAGCACACGGCCAGCGACUUUGUGGCCAAGGUGGAUGACCCAAAGUUGGCUAACUCUGAGUUCCUGAAAUUCGUGCGGCAGAUUGGCGAGGGGCAGGUGUCCCUGGAUUCCGGCGCAGGGUCGGGCCGAGCUCAGGCAGAGCAGUGGGCAGCAGAGUUUAUUCAGCAGCAGGGUACUUCAGAGGCCUGGGUUGACCAGUUCACAAGACCAGUAAACACAUCUGCUCUUGAUAUGGAGUUUGAACGAGCCAAGUCAGCUAUAGAGUCUGAGGUCGAUUUCUGGGACAAGUUGCAGGCGGAGUUGGAGGAGAUGGCCAAACGGGAUGCUGAGGCCCACCCCUGGCUUUCUGACUAUGACGACCUCACGUCUGCUUCCUACGAUAAGGGGUACCACUUUGAGGAGGAGAACCCCUUGAGUGACCACCCCCAGCCUUUCGAGGAAGGGCUGUGGCGACUUGAGGAGGCGGACCUACCGAACGCCGUCCUGCUCUUCGAGGCAGCUGUGCAGCAAGACCCCAAGAACAUGGAAGCUUGGCAGUAUCUGGGGACCACCCAGGCAGAGAAUGAGCAAGAACUCUUAGCCAUCAGCACACUGCGGAAGUGCCUAGAGCUAAAGCCAGACAACCGGACGGCACUGAUGGCUCUGGCUGUAAGCUUCACCAACGAGUCCCUGCAGCAGCAGGCCUGCGAGACCCUGCGAGACUGGCUGCGCUACACGCCGGCCUAUGCCCACCUGCUGGCAGCCGGGGAAGAAGGGGCCAGUGGGGCGGGGCUGAGCCCCAGCAAGCGCAUCCUGGGCUCUCUGUUGUCCAACUCCCUGUUUCUCGAAGCGAAAGAGCUCUUCCUGGCAGCUGUGCGUCUGGACCCUACAUCCAUUGACCCUGAUGUGCAGUGUGGCUUGGGAGUCCUCUUCAACCUGAGUGGGGAGUAUGACAAGGUGGUGGACUGUUUCACGGCCGCCCUCAGCAUUCGUCCCAAUGACUAUUUGCUGUGGAAUAAGCUAGGGGCCACCCUGGCCAAUGGAAACCAGAGUGAAGAAGCAGUAGCUGCAUACCGUCAGGCCCUUGAGCUCCAGCCUGGCUAUAUACAGUCCCGCUACAACCUGGGCAUCAGCUGCAUCAACCUUGGGGCCCACCGUGAGGCUGUGGAACACUUUUUGGAGGCCCUGAACAUGCAGAGGAAAAGCCGGGGCCCUCGGGGCGAAGGGGGUGCCAUGUUGGAGAACAUCUGGAGCACCCUGCGUUUAGCCUUGUCUGUGUUAGGCCAGAGCAACGCCUAUGGGGCGGCUGAUGCCCGGGAUCUGUCCACCCUCCUAGCGAUGUUCGGCCUGACCCAAUGA
Messenger RNA from Physeter macrocephalus (sperm whale), 1941 nucleotides. Its product is annotated as peroxisomal targeting signal 1 receptor-like. Gene Ontology annotation, molecular function: protein binding. The record is from RefSeq and is a predicted model, not a curated record. The coding region runs from base 1 to 1941 and encodes 646 amino acids. NCBI's taxonomy places the organism in Eukaryota, Metazoa, Chordata, Mammalia, Artiodactyla, Physeteridae. The transcript is spliced from 2 exons. Gene Ontology annotation, cellular component: peroxisomal membrane; cytosol. Gene Ontology annotation, biological process: protein import into peroxisome matrix, docking.